AAGUGGAUUGUGUAAAUUAUAUAAUCAUUAACUGGAGGUUUUAAAAGUAUAAACUGCAGCAUCAUUUAACGACAUCCAAGUCCAAAAUCUAAAUCUGUAGCAACGUCACUGGAGGUAGCAGCCAUCUUGGAUUGCAUAUGUGAGGAUUGGGGUUCGCCAGCUGAGGUUGUGGGAAUGAAUUUCGAUUCUUUUUUUAAGAUACUUGUUAAUGUUUAAAAUUUUUGAAGUGGUGUUUAAGGAAUCGCACACCGGUUUCUGCUGUUUACCACAUAAUCCGAUUGAAUCUUGCAUCAUUUGUUCACAUAUUGAAGAGGAAACAUGAACCCCUCUGAUCAUGGGUUUAACCCAGCCUUCAACAUGGCUGCAAUUAAACAAGUUAUUAAUGAAGCUGUGGAAAGGGUGAGGAUGCCUACUCCUAUGCGGCUAAGGGAUCUAAUUAGACAGAUACGGGCCGCACGGACGGCAGCAGAAGAACGUGCAGUCAUAAACAAAGAAUGUGCUUAUAUCCGUUCAACAUUUCGUGAAGAAGAUAGUGUCUGGCGCUGUCGAAAUAUUGCCAAAUUGCUGUACAUACAUAUGCUUGGGUAUCCAGCACACUUUGGUCAGCUAGAAUGCCUGAAGUUGAUAGCUUCACAACGGUUCACUGACAAACGAAUUGGAUACUUGGGUGCCAUGCUGUUGUUGGAUGAACGCCAGGAUGUUCACCUACUGAUCACGAACUGCUUAAAGAAUGAUCUGAAUAGUUCAACACAGUUUGUCGUUGGUCUUGCAUUGUGUACCUUGGGUGCCAUUGCAUCGCCUGAAAUGUCUCGUGAUCUGGCCUCUGAGGUGGAACGGCUAAUGAAGUCACCAAAUGCAUAUAUUCGCAAGAAAGCUGCAUUAUGUGCAUUCCGUAUAAUUUGUAAAGUUCCAGAAUUAAUGGAGAUCUUUCUCCCAGCAACACGGUCAUUACUGUCAGAGAAAAAUCACGGUGUUUUAAUUACUGGAGUCACCUUAAUCACAGAAAUGUGUGAAAACAGCCCUGACACAUUAAGUCACUUCAAAAAGGAUUCCGGUCACCGUGAGAUUGUGCCGAACUUGGUUCGUAUUCUAAAAAAUCUAAUACUAGCAGGAUAUUCUCCGGAACAUGAUGUCUCCGGUGUUAGUGAUCCCUUUCUUCAAGUUAAGAUUCUGCGUCUGCUGAGGAUAUUGGGGAAGAAUGAUGCAGAAGCCUCGGAAGCAAUGAAUGACAUUCUUGCUCAAGUGGCAACAAACACUGAAACUAGCAAGAAUGUUGGUAACACAAUCCUCUAUGAGACAGUUCUGUCCAUUAUGGAUAUUAAAUCUGAGAGUGGUUUGAGGGUUCUUGCAGUAAAUAUUCUGGGAAGGUUUCUACUAAAUAAUGAUAAGAACAUUCGUUAUGUAGCUUUGAAUACACUUCUGAAGACUGUAUACAUUGACACUAGUGCUGUACAGCGGCAUAGAAGUACCAUUCUGGAGUGCCUCAAGGACCCUGAUGUGUCCAUUAGACGGAGAGCUCUCGAGCUAAGUUUUGCACUUGUUAACUCCAACAACAUCCGGACAAUGAUGAAGGAAUUGCUAGUGUUUCUGGAUAAAGCUGACCCUGAGUUCAAAGCCCAGUGCUCAUCCAGCAUCGUUCUAUCAGCAGAGCGCUUUUCUCCAAAUAAGCGCUGGCAUUUAGACACAUUACUCAAAGUGCUUGUGGCAGCUGGUAACUAUGUCAGGGACGAUGUGGUGUCAUGCACAAUCCAGUUGGUCUCAGAGUCAACAUCACAGCAGGGCUACAUUGUAGAGCAACUGUGGCAUGCGCUCGAGCAAGACACAAUGGACCGGCAACCACUGACACAAGUUGCCACUUGGUGCAUUGGAGAAUAUGGGGAUCUGCUUCUGUAUGGACCUUCGGCCAGUGAAGACAAUGCCAUCAGGAUAACAGAGGAUGAUGUGAUAGCAGUGUACCAGAGAUUAUUAUGGUCUACACAGAAUACAAUCAUUACCAAGCAGUAUGCACUCUUAUCACUUACAAAACUCAGCACACGGUUCCAUGCAGGCAAUGGUAAAAUAUGUCAAAUCAUUGACACAUUUGGUAGCCAUCUGCAUAUUGAGCUUCAGCAGCGUGGGGUGGAGUUCUCCCAACUUUUCCGCAAGUAUGAGCAUCUACGACCAGCAUUAUUGGAGCGGAUGCCGCCAUUGGAGACUGCACGACCCACUGGUGCAAAUAACCCUGCUGCUGUGACAAAUGGUGAGACAUCAGAAGAUCUAGAUGCAACAGGAGAUGAGGGCAACCUUCUUAUAGAUGGCAGAAAGGGAUUCGGUGAAUCAGAAGCACAUGACUCGAAUGCCCUGUUGGUUCUUUUGGGAGGUGCAGACAGUGUUGAAAAUGAUGUCACGCAUCAGAAAGAACCCAGUAAACCUGCCAGCACAGACAAUCAGGAUCUUCUUGAUCUUCUAGGUGGAUUGGACCUGAAUAGUUCUGCUCCUGUACCAGUAGCUGUUCAGAACAACAACAACAUUCUCCACAACACAAACCAAAGCUCUAACUUCUUAGUGGAUGGUCUUCUGAACAAUGAACCUGUUACAAAGAAUUUGCCAAGCAUCACAGCAUAUGAAAAGAAUGGUCUGAAGAUAGUGUUCUUGCUGGAACGUCUGCCAGAAAACCCCAACAUGACAGUUAUUACAAUGUCUGCCACGAAUGAAACCCUUAAUCCCAUGAGCGAGUUCCUGUUUCAAGCUGCUGUGCCUAAAACAUUCCAGUUGCAGAUGUUGUCUCCGUCAAGUACUGUGUUAGCACCUGCUGACCAGGUAACGCAAGUUCUUCGGAUCACAAACCCUAAUAAGACAGCCCUUCGUAUGCGUAUUCGAGUAUCUUACAGUGCAGGAGGUACAACAAUACAGGACCAAGCAGAGGUGAAUAAUUUUCCGCCAGAGAGUUGGCAGUGACCUUGUGCCGCAUGAGGAGCAUGUAGGUGUUAGUCAUAUGCUAUUGUUCUUCAGUCAAUUGGAAGGCAAGUAAGUGCCAUCUUGGCCUAAUGAUGGCCAGUCUGAUUGCUGGGCAGCUCCAUGGAGGCAGAGUGUACUUAAUUACAUCCAUUUUAUGAUGAUGUAGGAACUCAGGCCUGCCAAGCUCCCAUGGUGCGAGUAUCAUUACGUAGACAUCAUAGUUAACACUUCCAAACAGGUAACAUCAGGUAAUGAGCUCAGGACCAACCAAAAGGAAUUAAAAGAGCUCAUUUAAAUGGGGGGAUUGUAAUGAAUGUUUUGUUUUAUCAUACAUUUUGAGAAGUGUAAUAUCUAAUGUAUUUCUUGUUUAUAUUGUUUUCUGUGAAGUGAUCUGAACAUGUGCUGCACUAUUUUCUUAAUAUGCUGUAGUGUACAUAGUCUGGACAUUGAUUGACUAUACAGAUUUAUGCUACUGAAUUUUCUCGAGUACCCUGCACCGUUAGAUAACCUAAUGCCCAGCUCUUUGAGAAAUAAAAGGUAAAAAAGUUAUAUGAAUUUAUUAAAAUAUACAUGUCAAGUAUAAGUGUACAAAAUACAUAGUGCAUGCCUUUGGUGCUCUGUUUAGCAGAGUUCAUGCAUUAGUACCUCACAGAUUACUAUCCAUUCAUAAACUGCUGUUGCUCAUGGAUUGGCAUGUGGGUACAUGAAAGAGAUAGAUUUCAAAGUUAAAAUGGCACUUGGUGAGAGUAAUGUUGCAUUCCUCAUCACAAAUAAUCCACACAUCCCACUUCUCUUUAUAAAACAGUAUGUGGGGUAUUCAAGAAAAUACCAUAUUUUCCGAAGUUCUGAGUUUGUCACGUACAAAAUAAAUGAAAAAUUAACAGUGAAAUAAUGUUGGUAUUAAUAUUCUUCAUAGUGAUCAUGUGAGUGAUACGUGAAGAGGGAAGCAGAUAAGCAGGAUGAGCGCUGGGUUGUCAGUCGUUAAUGCACUUUAUUCAUUCAUGUUUGUAGCUACCUGCUGUGAAGUAAUCAUUUUGGGAUUGUCAAUGAGUAACACUGUGAUAAUGGACAGGUGGAAGAUAGUGAACACACAGACACAGCAAAAAGUGGCCAUAUUUUGUGUCAGAAAAUUUUUAUUUCUUUUUCUCACCUGACAGAUGGUGUUAUAGCUCUGUUUUAUGUACACAUACACACAUACUUUGUUCUGUAUGCAUUGCUGUUUCAUUUUCUUGAUUUUUUAAGGUAUGUUUGUGUUUUGGUUCCUUUUCCUCCUCCUCCUCUUCUCAACAUGAAGGUAAUGUAGCAGCUGCCUGUUUCCUUGAAUAAGAAUGUGGGUAGUAUUUUGAACAGGACAUUAAUUUACUUAUAAUAAAUAUACAUUUUUAUAUGUAAUAAUGAUCUAGGUAGCUUCCAAAAUGUAAGCUAUAAAUUAUUACAUAUUGGGACAAAAUGCUUCAUCAGAAGUAAAUGUUUUUAAAGCGAAUAGAAUGAAUAUUAUUAAAGAAGUACAAGUACAGUAUUCAUAAAAAUAUGAAGUGCAGAAAAUGUGUUAUAAACUAGUGUUCCCUGUAUCUCUUUGUUGUAGUGCAGUGGUAGUGCUGUAGUGACAUCCUGCCUCAGUAUUUGUAUGGGAACUUCUCUUUUGUAGUAUUAGAUAAAGUUUU
Messenger RNA from Zootermopsis nevadensis, 4601 nucleotides. RefSeq names its product adaptor protein complex 1, gamma subunit (gene AP-1gamma). Gene Ontology annotation, biological process: intracellular protein transport; vesicle-mediated transport. Gene Ontology annotation, cellular component: AP-1 adaptor complex; Golgi apparatus; membrane coat. NCBI's taxonomy places the organism in Eukaryota, Metazoa, Arthropoda, Insecta, Blattodea, Termopsidae. The record is from RefSeq and is a predicted model, not a curated record.